UAGGAGGAGAGAGAGAGAGAAAGAGAGCAUUUCAUUUCUAUCAAGACAGGAGGCUCUGUUAUUCUUCUUCAUCUUCUUCCUUUUCUCUUCUUCUUCUUCGUUGUGUGCUUCCGAAUUUUCUUAUCUGUAAGUUUUCCGUGAAAAUCAGGACGUAUUGGAAUGUUGUGAGUUAUCUUCAUGUUAGAAGAUCUGGACCUUCUCUGUAUUUCUUGACAUAUUUCUUCAGGAGAGAUUCAAGUUUAAGAUUAUAUUUGAACACGGAACGUUGUUGCGAAGAAGAUUUGGUUUCAUCUUCGUUCAAUUUGUACACAAACAGAAAAUAGCAGUUGUCUGCAAAUCGGACGAGAUUUGAAUACUUUCAUUGUUUCGAUAUUCUUCUUCUUCUUCUUCUCAGACGAGUUGAUUCUGGUUUCGGUAGAUAGUUAGACAGAGGCAGUUUGUUGACGAAAUCUGAAACAGGUAACGAAGCUUCAGAGUUUUGAAGAUCGGAGUUAGAACUGAAGCUUCUGAUUAAAAUUAUACCGCUACCUCUCAGACUUUUAGUAAUUUAAGGACGACGACGGAAAUUCAUUCAAUUCGAAAGGAGACGUUCUACAAAAUCUUCUUAGAAAAACCUAAUUCGGUCAAGAAAUAUCAAUUCCUUCUCGGAUCUCUUUACUUGUUCAAUUCUGUUCAUUACAGAUUUAGCCGGAGACGAAGUUGAAUAUUUCAGGUCAAGCUUGGUGGUUUCUAAAGAAAAUAAAUAAUAAUAAUAAAAAGGAUGGAAAAGAAUACUUCUACAAAUACCAACCACAACCGAGAACCAAGAUUAGGAGGCGAUCACAACAGAAAUUUUCCGAGAACCACCGUAACUAAUUCACCGGAGACACGAUCUACGUCGGCAACAUCUUCCGAAUUCGUCUUACAGUGGGGAAAUCGGAAACGACUCAGGUGCAUGAAGAUGCAGGCCAAAGACGGCGGCGGCGGUGGAGAUUCCGCCGUCACCGGUCACCGGACAACUGUCAGGAUCGAUAGAAGAGUAGUCAGAUCGGAUGCUAAUAAUAAUAAUAAUAGUAAUAAUCAUCAUGCUGGCGUUGCAAUCGCUAACACUAAUAAUCAACAGCAUGUAUAUUUGAAUCUCCGGCAGCGCCCUUCGUCUCCUCCUCAUCGUGUUCUAAGGUACAACAACAACAACAUGGAAACAUCGACGGCCAUGAAAGGAGGAGCACAGAUCAACGGUGAUAAAGGAUCUGGAGUAGGGGUCGUGGUGGCGGUUACGCAUGAUAAAAGGGGUGGUCAUCUAAUUAACGAUGCAGGUCCGGCCAACGAAAACCACCAUCACCACCACCGUAACGGGAAUGCUCACGGCGGUUCCGGUGAGGCUGAUGGGAAGAAGGGUGGUGGUGGUGGUGGUGGAGGGUCGUCGUCUGGAAGCGAUGCGAUGGUCGCACCUUGGCCGCCGAAAUUCGUGAUCGGAUUAACGAAUAAGGAGAAAGAAGAAGAUUUCUUUGCUUUUAAGGGUUCUAAGUUACCUCAGAGACCCAAAAAGAGGGCUAAAUUCAUUCAACGCAACCUCAAUUUAAUAAGUCCUGGGGCAUGGUUAUGUGAAUUGAGCCUGGAGCGGUAUGAAGUUAGAGAGAAGAAGACCUCCAAGAAGAGACCAAGAGGACUUAGGGCGAUGGGAAACAUGGAGUCUGAUUCUGAAUGAAGAGAGAGGAGAGAGAAUAGUUCUUCUUCAUUGUCUUUUUUUCUGUAUAAAACGUUUCACUUUUCUUCGUUUCUUAAAGAGCUUUUUACAAGAAAAGUAAAAUCAAAGCUCUUUGCUCAGCUUUUUUAAUCGGUGGUGGAUUAACUGGGAAUUUAAAGUUCUUUUUUUUUUAUUAAAUAUAAAUUAAUUAUAAUUUGGA
Messenger RNA from Impatiens glandulifera, 1886 nucleotides. Its product is annotated as GATA zinc finger domain-containing protein 14-like. The transcript is spliced from 8 exons. Bases 761 to 1687 code for a protein of 308 amino acids. NCBI's taxonomy places the organism in Eukaryota, Viridiplantae, Streptophyta, Magnoliopsida, Ericales, Balsaminaceae. The record is from RefSeq and is a predicted model, not a curated record.